Capsella rubella is the source of this 1593-nucleotide messenger RNA. RefSeq lists its product as uncharacterized. Bases 1 to 1593 code for a protein of 530 amino acids. The transcript has 2 exons. The record is from RefSeq and is a predicted model, not a curated record. NCBI's taxonomy places the organism in Eukaryota, Viridiplantae, Streptophyta, Magnoliopsida, Brassicales, Brassicaceae.
AUGUCUUCGGCUAUGGACAAGGCGUUAAUGGCUAUGUCUCUUGAGGAAGAAGAAGCUCCUUUCGACAUGCCAGACCUCCCACAGUUUAGUUCCUGUGAGAUGAAUGAGCUGAGCUUGAUUGGGAGGCUUUUGAAUCCCCAAUGUCAGAGUAUGUCAAGCUUGGUGUUUAAUAUGCCUAGGAAAUGGCAGAAGAUUGGGAGAGUUCGUGGCGUGGCUCUCUCAAAUGAAAGAUUCCAGUUCAUCUUCAGAUCUGAGCAUGACCUCGUAGAAGUUCUAGAGAAAGGCUUUCAAACUUACAACGAGUGGGGGUUGGUAAUGGAGAGAUGGUCAAGGUCUCCGACAGGGGAUUCUCUCCAAUUUGUGAAUCUAUGGGUGCAAAUCAAAAACAUCCCUCUUAAUUACUAUACAAAAGAGGCGAUUACCUUGCUGGGGGAGUUAGUGGGGCAGGUGUUAGAAGUUGUUUUCGAUCCUGAGAAGCCUCAAAACAAGGAUUAUGUGAGAGUGAAGGUUAAAUUUGAUGUCUCCAAACCCUUGAGAAAAUCAAAGAUUGUUAAUCUUCCAAAAGGGCUUACGACUUCUGUUUACUACUUCUAUGAAAAAGUCCAGAAGCGUUGUUAUAAAUGUCAGAGAUUAACGCAUGUGCAGGAGGAGUGCCCUCUGGUCUUGAAAGUGCUGCAAGAUCAAGUUAUCGAAAGAAAGAUGGGAAGGAAAGUUGAGAAACCAAAACCGGAGCUGAUAUUAAAAGAAAGUGAUCCUCUUUUUGGCAUUUUGAAAGAGGAGCAAGUGGGCAUACAUCCUUUGUUGGGAAGACCGAGAAUUGCUCAAGACGUUCUGGAAGGUAUGAGGCAGUAUAUCAGACUUGCUACUGUAGAGGAUCGAACGCUGAGAAUUGAGAGAGUCAGAAGCUCAGUGGCAGAAGCGGAGAAGGAUCCUAUCAGUCAGAAAACAGUUUUAAGAAUGGAACCUCCUCCUCUGAUUUCUAACGAUUUCAACAAAGGGAAAGGUCUUGUCUUUGGUUAUGACUCCUCUGAGAUAUCUUCUAUGAAUGCUUCUAAAGUGGAAGGAACAGAAAAGUUGAUGAGUGCAGCUAUCCAAGCAGGGAGAACAAAUCCUAAUGUGGCAGCUCCAGUUAAAGAUUUUCAAGGUCUUGCUUUGGUUGACUAUUCCCAGACCUCUUCCACAUCUCAGGCUGGUCCUACGGCUUAUGCAGUUGGCUUCUAUGAGGCUGGCUCUUCCGGGACUAAGCAGAGAAAGGGGAAGGGGAGGAAACGUCCAUAUGUGAGCAGAAGGAAACCCAAACCUCUGACUGCACCGGCUGAGAUGGGAGAGGGUUUGGGGCGGCCUCAAGACCUGACAGUUCAACGUCUCAUGGAGAUGCGUAAAAAACAUUUUCCUGAGAUUCUGUUCUUAAUGGAGACUAUGAAUGUGAAGAAUGUACUUGUAGAUAUUCAGGGGUGGCUAGGGUAUGACUUUGUUAGAACGGUUGAACCAGUUGGAAGGAGUGGUGGUUUAGCCCUGUUUUGGAAAAGAGGAGUAGAGGUGAACUUUUUGUUUGAAGAUAAGAAUAUUUUAGAUCUUCAAGUGGUGUUGUAA